AUGUUCUUAGAACGUCUGCCGACGUCGGUAAAAACAACUUUGGCCUCUGGCUCCGACGACCUGGACAUAUCAAAGUUAGCGGAGAUGGCUGACCGUAUGAUGGCGGUUGAGCGUUUGUCAUCCCCGACCAUUGCUCAGGUGUCCCAGCCUCUCACCGUGUCCACCUCUGAAUUGACUGAACUAAAGACACAGAUUGCCCAGUUGUCAGCGACUUUUGCCGCUCUGCAGCUGCGCCGAUCCCCCGGUCCCUCUCGACGUUCCUUCGGCCGUCACCGUCGUCGUUCCCGCUCUCGCCCCAGGACCGCCAAUCUAUGUUGGUAUCAUGUCAACUAUGGCGAUAAGGCGCGGCGCUGUGUCCCACCCUGCUCCUUCAAGUCCACGCAGGGAAACUCCUUGGCCGGAGAGUAA
This is a messenger RNA of Spirometra erinaceieuropaei, 408 nucleotides long. The record is from the annotation of a GenBank genome assembly. Lineage: Eukaryota; Metazoa; Platyhelminthes; Cestoda; Diphyllobothriidea; Diphyllobothriidae.